CUCAGCAGGACCGGUAUUCCAGCUGUGGGUUCACGCCGCGGUCGCUGCUGCUGACGUGUGCCGGCCCGUUGUGGGGCUGCGGGUGCGGGUCGCUAUGGCGGUGGACAUCACGCUGCUGUUCCGGGCCAGCGUGAAGACCGUGAAGACGCGGAACAAGGCGCUAGGAGUGGCAGUGGGCGGCGGGGUCGAUGGCUGCCGUGAUGAGCUGUUUCGCCGGAGCCCCCGGCCCAAGGGCGACUUCUCCAGCCGGGCCCGCGAAGUGAUUUCUCACAUUGGCAAACUGAAAGAUUUUCUUCUGGAACAUAGGAAAGAUUAUAUUAAUGCUUAUAGCCAUAUCGUAUCUGAAUAUGGGAGGAUGACAGACACAGAACGAGACCAGAUAGACCAGGAUGCUCAGAUAUUCAUGAGGACCUGUUCUGAAGCAAUUCAGCAACUGAGAGCAGAAGCCCACAAGGAGAUACACUCCCAGCAAGUGAAGGAGCACAGGACAGCUGUUUUGGAUUUCAUUGAAGAUUACUUAAAAAGAGUGUGUAAACUUUACUCAGAACAAAGAGCCAUCCGAGUUAAAAGAGUGGUGGAUAAGAAAAGAUUAUCUAAACUGGAACCAGAACCUAAUACAAAGACAAGAGAAUCCAUAUCUUCUGAGAAAGUUUCACAAGGUCCUGUAAAAGAUUCUGAAGAAAAACCUACCACUGAAGAAUAUCCAGAAAAGAAUUCGGCUGAAGCACAACCUGAGUUGGGAACCUGGGGAGAUGGCAAAGGUGAAGAUGAAUUAUCCCCAGAAGAAAUACAAAUGUUUGAACAAGAAAAUCAGCGACUAAUUGGUGAAAUGAACAGCUUGUUUGACGAAGUGAGGCAAAUUGAAGGGAAAGUGGUUGAAAUUUCCAGACUCCAAGAGAUAUUCACAGAAAAGGUUUUGCAACAGGAAGCCGAGAUUGACAGCAUCCACCAGUUAGUUGUAGGGGCGACUGAGAAUAUCAAGGAGGGCAAUGAGGACAUAAGAGAGGCCAUCAAAAACAAUGCCGGCUUCCGCGUGUGGAUCCUCUUCUUCCUCGUGAUGUGCUCCUUCUCCCUGCUCUUCCUUGACUGGUAUGACAGCUAGCCUGGGCCCUGCGCCACACAGCCAGGCUACAAAUUGUGCGCUCUCCUUCAUCUCUGACGCUGGAGCCUGUGGGGACCAAAUUUUAUCACAGAGCCAUUUUGAGGGCAGUGGGGCCUGAGGCAGACAUGUACUCCCACCAAAGGGACACCCAAAGCAGUGUGGUUAAGCCCAUUUAGCAGCUGAAAAGGAAAACAAUGCACUUAAGUAGCAAGUGGUCUUUGUGGUUGCCGGAAGGCAAGACAGUGAACAAGAAAGCCUACUGUGAACUGCACUGAACCGGGCUGCCUGGGCAGAGGGCUGCCCCAGGGGAGGGGCAUAGCAGGCUGGAAACUCCCCAGAUUGUCUCAGGGCUUAGAGGAAGUCACUGGCCUUUCUUGUCCUGGUAGCUUCAGGGAAGAACAUGGUUCAUAAGGCCUCUCCACAAAUUAUUACUUGUUUCCUGGGGUUUCUUGCUGCCUGAGUCAAUCAAUACACAGACACAUUGUAUCAUAGGAAAUUCACAUUUGCCUUUGUUAAUCUAAUAAAUACAAUUACAGCCACUAA
Molecule: messenger RNA, 1645 nt
Organism: Otolemur garnettii (small-eared galago)
Lineage: Eukaryota; Metazoa; Chordata; Mammalia; Primates; Galagidae
Gene: STX18
Product: syntaxin 18
Exons: 11
Coding region: 95-1102 (335 amino acids)
Biological process (GO): retrograde vesicle-mediated transport, Golgi to endoplasmic reticulum; intracellular protein transport
Cellular component (GO): endoplasmic reticulum; membrane; SNARE complex
Molecular function (GO): SNAP receptor activity
Source: RefSeq, a predicted model, not a curated record